GAUCUUGGCGUGAAAAACAAUGCUCCCCCCCUCGCUCUAACAUACUUUUUAUUGGAUUGUCUCCGACUAGCAACAGUAUUAUUCUGGGCUUGCGGUCGUUGUCCUUUCAACAGGCAAUUUAUUGACGUUCUGCUGCCCAUCUAA
Messenger RNA from Protopolystoma xenopodis, 144 nucleotides. Lineage: Eukaryota; Metazoa; Platyhelminthes; Monogenea; Polystomatidea; Polystomatidae. The record is from the annotation of a GenBank genome assembly.